GCUUAGCGGUUACCUUUGGAAUACAUUGCUUUUCAAUUAUCAUUUGCCGGCUUGAUGAAUUUGUUUUUAAAACUGUCUGAUAACCAGAUCCAAACACGCGCUACAGACGUUUCCGAUCAAAACUAUCAUAAUUAUAUUAGCGUUAGAAUAAUAAAAGCCACGUGCUUUUUCCCGCCGCGGCAACUGCUGAACCACUGGCAGAAGAAUUCAGUGACCGUUCUGUGAAAUUGGACAAUUUUACACCUUUCCCAAUCGGUAUGUGUUCCGUUAAAUUGCGGAUGCGCUGUAGAUAUAAUUAGCUCGAUUUGUAACCGUCAGGGAGUAGAGGUUGAAGCAAAAUUCUUUCAAAUGUAAAAAUUCAAAGGAAUUUUUCGGCGAGGAAAAUGUUAGUUUUGAAACAAUUUUUCUUAAUUUGUAUAGUGAAAUGGAAUUAUUUGCCCUGUCUUUCUGCUAAAAAUGUCGAAGACAUUUUGAUACCAAAAGAGAAAACCCGAUGGCUGGCAGAUCAAUUAAAUUAUGAUGAUUAUAUUCAGAUACAGAAUACAGUGAUUACUAGUGUAUGUUUUACUCAAAUUUUAACAGUUAUUGACUGGAUAAAAGAGCCCAGAAGCAGAAUUGUGUCCGGUGUAUCUUGGCUUAUCAGUGGGCCUUCUAAAAACAACGAACUUCAAACAUGUACAACGUCUCCAUUUGGAAAAAAUGAGGAUCCCUUGAUGUGUCCCCAUGGAUACACCUGUCACGUGAUAAUAAAGGGUAACAGGAAGAAAAGAAUCCAGAACAGAGGAUACUGUGUUCCGGAAAAAGAAACAGCAGUUGUUCGUGGCCAUCGUAAACAAAACAACAGGUCGUCAGCCACUGGACAAUGUAUACUUGAUAAAUACAUUUUAGCGGAAGGAGCUUUCAUGUUAUUCGAUGGCAAAAAAUGCUUUUGCAAAAAAGGUUUUCUAGAAUGCUUGGAAAUGAAAGGGUGAAUGGAUAAUACGUUUUGGUGGAGGAAAGGAUAAUGUUAAAAUAAUAAAGAGAAAUAAAAUACAUGUACAUUG
This is a messenger RNA of Saccostrea cuccullata (small rock oyster), 1043 nucleotides long. Its product is annotated as WAP four-disulfide core domain protein 1-like. Gene Ontology annotation, biological process: regulation of cell growth. The transcript has 7 exons. Bases 384 to 971 code for a protein of 195 amino acids. The record is from RefSeq and is a predicted model, not a curated record. Lineage: Eukaryota; Metazoa; Mollusca; Bivalvia; Ostreida; Ostreidae.